CUCCCCCGGGGCACCAUGUCGGGGAGCGCCCCGGGCAGCGGCGCCCCGGCCCCUCGCUUCCUGGUGCCCCCGCCGCCGCCGCCCAAGAACGGCUCCAGCUCGGACAGCUCCGUCGGGGAGAAGCUGGGAGCCGCCGACCACGGAGCCGCCGGUGCCGGCGGGUCGGACGGCGGGCCGGGGAACGGCGGCCGCAGUGAGGAGUACCGGCGCCGCCGCCACACCAUGGACAAGGACAGCCGGGGGGCGGCCGCCACCGAGCACCGCUUCUUCCGCCGGAGCGUGAUCUGCGACUCCAACGCCACGGCCUUGGAGCUGCCCAGCUUGCAGCCCGCAGCGUCCUCGGCCCCGGUCUCGGGAGGCAGCGCAGCUCCCUUGGUGUCCCCUCCCGAGGGUGCCGGCCCGACCCCUUGCACCGCUGUCAGCGCCGCCCAAGCCCCCUCGCUGCUGCAGCAGCCGCCGCCGCCCGCCCCGCUCCCCCUGGAAGAAGGACAGGCUGCUGAGGAGCCCCCAGCUGCCAAGGAUGCCGCCCCGCUGCUGCCCAAGGAGGAGGAGGAGGGGGACGAGGCAACUGCGCUACCCCCUACCAGUGCCGCUGGCAGCCUGUCAGCUGCCACCCGGGAAUUUGAGGAGCGGAGAGCACAGCAGGAGGACAUCGAAGAGCUUGAGACCAAGGCGGUGGGCAUCUCCCCGGAUGGCCGCUUCCUGAAGUUUGACAUCGAGAUUGGAAGAGGCUCUUUCAAAACUGUGUAUAAGGAUACGGAAACCACCGUGGAAGUUGCCUGGUGCGAGCUACAGGAUCGGAAGCUGUCCAAGUCAGAGCGACAACGAUUUAAAGAGGAAGCUGGGAUGCUGAAAGGGCUUCAGCACCCCAAUAUUGUCAGGUUCUAUGAUUCCUGGGAGUCUACAGUCAAAGGAAAAAAGUGUAUUGUUCUUGUGACGGAACUAAUGACGUCUGGAACACUGAAAACGUAUUUGAAAAGAUUUAAAGUGAUGAAAAUUAAAGUACUACGAAGCUGGUGCCGUCAGAUACUGAAAGGCUUACAAUUUCUACACACACGCACUCCUCCCAUUAUUCAUAGAGACUUAAAAUGUGACAACAUCUUCAUUACUGGCCCCACUGGAUCAGUCAAGAUUGGAGACCUUGGUCUGGCAACCCUGAAACGAGCUUCUUUUGCCAAAAGUGUGAUAGGUACCCCAGAGUUCAUGGCCCCCGAGAUGUAUGAGGAGAAAUAUGAUGAAUCCGUUGAUGUAUAUGCUUUUGGGAUGUGUAUGCUAGAGAUGGCCACGUCUGAGUAUCCUUAUUCCGAGUGCCAAAAUGCUGCGCAGAUCUACCGCCGAGUGACCAGUGGUGUCAAGCCAGCCAGCUUCGAUAAAGUAGCAAUCCCUGAAGUGAAGGAGAUUAUUGAGGGAUGCAUUCGGCAAAACAAAGGUGAAAGAUAUGCUAUUAAGGACCUUUUGAAUCAUGCUUUCUUCCAAGAAGAGACUGGAGUACGGGUAGAACUAGCGGAGGAAGACGAUGGAGAAAAAAUUGCCAUUAAACUCUGGCUGCGAAUUGAAGACAUCAAAAAACUCAAGGGCAAAUAUAAAGACAAUGAGGCAAUAGAGUUUUCCUUUGAUUUGGAAAGAGAUGUCCCAGAGGAUGUAGCACAGGAAAUGGUGGAAUCUGGCUAUGUCUGUGAAGGGGAUCACAAGACGAUGGCGAAAGCUAUCAAGGACAGGGUAUCUUUGAUUAAGCGAAAGCGAGAGCAGCGUCAGUUGGUGCGAGAAGAACAGGAGAAGAUCCUUCAGGAAGAAGGUAGUCAGAAGCAGCAGCUGGAGCAACAGCAGCCAAGUGCUUCCUAUGCAGGGUCAAAGCAUCCCCAGUCUGUCACGGGUACUACUCUUGUCCCCACUGCUUCAGCAUCGGUUUCUACACAAGUGGAGCCUGAAGAGCCGGAAGCUGAUCAACACCAACAACUGCAGUUCCAGCAGCCCAGUGUAUCUGUUCUUUCCGAUGGGACAGUUGACAGUGGCAUGGGGUCAUCUGUUUAUGCUGAAUCGUGUGUGGGCAGUCAGGCUGUGUCGUAUGGUUCCCAGCUUGACCAGUCAGCCUCAAACACUGCAGUCCAGGGAUACCCAGCUUCAGUUGGCCAAGUGCAGUCACAGCAGCAUGGAGGAUUUCAGCCACCUGCAGGGACACAGGUGCAAGGCCAGCCAGCCUCGAGCAGUGCAUCAGUGCCAUCCCAGCCUACCCAGCACACUCAGCAGAGUGCACAGCAGCCAGCCUCUUCCCAACAGCCUGGGCAAUACCAGCUGCAGCAGCCACCAGUUUCUGCUGGCACAACUCCUGCACAAACUGUCUCUCAAACUCAAACUUCACAGAUUAUGCCAAUGCCUCAGGCAGCAGCUGGGACACAGCUUCCUGUUUCCCAGCCAGUGUCGAUCAUCCAAGGCGAGCCUCAAUUACCUGUUGCAGCACCUUCUCUCCCUCAGCCUUCAGUUGCCCCAUCAGUCCCCAUUGGCUCUCAUUUUCUACCCAUGGGACAGGCCUUGCCAACUUCUGUGGUUCCCCAGUUCCCAGUCUCUCAGUUGCCUGUAGCAGCUCCUCAUGUGACAGUGGCUCAGCCAGGUUUCCAGUCACUACCCAUUUCAAUGGCAGCUGGCAUGAAUCAGCCAUUGCUCACACUGGCAACGUCUGCUGCGGCAACUGCUGUUCCUGUAGGAUCAACCGUUGUCCCUAGCCAGCUUCCCACAAUGAUGCAGCCUGUGGCUCAGCUGCCCAGCCAGGUUCUCCCACAGCUCCUGCAGCCAGCUGUCCAGUCCGUGGGAUUGCCAGUCAGCAUUGGACAAGCUGCUGAAGCUUCACUUCCUGCUGGAGAUGCUCUUUACCAGGGUUUCCCAUCGCGGCUGCCGUCUCAGUACCCCGGGGACUCGAAUGUCGCACCUUCCUCUGCUGUGGCUUCUGCCAGCAUUCCUUCUGCUGUCCUGUCCCCUCCCUUACCCACAGAUGCAAUGGCCCAGUCGGGAUAUCUCGCUCCUGUUGUGCAGCCGUAUGGGGAACAGAACGUUCUCGUUUCCAUGGGCAGCAUAGGAGGACAGGGGCAAGUGCCCCAGCCUCCAGUGAGUUUAGCACAACAGGCCUCAUCUGCCUCCUCACAGCAGGCAGCUUUGGAGGGUUCUCAGGGAGUCUCACAAACUGCUUCUUCAGAGACUCUUCCAGCAACACAGCCUGCUCAAUCUACCCCUUUGGCUUCCUCUAUGGAUAGUGCACAUUCUGAUGUUGCUUCAGGAUUGAGUGAUGGCAAUGAGAAUGUCCCAACUUCUAGUGGAAGGCAUGAGGGGAGGACCGCGAAACGGCACAUGAGGAGGUCUGUCCGCAGUCGCUCUCGCCAUGAGAAGACUGCUAGGCCAAAACUGAGAAUUCUAAAUGUUUCGAACAAAGGUGAUCGGGUAGUGGAGUGCCAGCUAGAGACACACAAUCGGAAAAUGGUUACUUUCAAAUUUGAUUUGGAUGGUGAUAACCCUGAGGAAAUAGCUUCAAUUAUGGUGCAGAAUGAGUUUAUUUUAGCAACAGAGAGAGACUCAUUCGUAGAACAGGUACGAGAGAUUAUUGAGAAAGCAGAUGAAAUGCUAAGUGAGGAUGCCAGCGUGGAGCCAGAAGGUGAUCAGGGUUUGGAGAGCAUGCAGACAAAAGAUGAUGGCUUCUUUCCAGGGUCACAGAAAUUAGAGUUCAAACAGCCAGAUCCUACAUCUUCCAUGCCACAAAGAAUAGGGGUCCCUUCUAGCUCCUUUACCCAGGUUGUCCAUUCUGCGGGAAGACGGUUUAUUGUCAGCCCUGUCCCUGAGAGUCGGUUAAAAGAACAGGGCUUUUUCACCUCUGCUGUUUCUGGAGGAAGCGAAACUUCAGAUAUGGUUGCUGCAUCUCCAGUACACGGGCCUGGAAUGAAUCUCUCCCACUCAGCAUCAUCACUGAGCUUGCAGCAAGCUUUCUCUGAGAUGGGGCAUGCUCAGAUGACAGAGGGACCUAGUACAGCUCCUCCAGUGUUCAACCAAACAGUACCACCAUUUCCACCUGCACUUUCUAGCAUGGCGGGCAGUGGUGCAACUCCUGCAUCUGUCGCUGCUUCUUCAAUAUCUGUUUCCUCCAGCACUGGUGUUUCUCUUCCAGAAUCUGUUACUUUGCCUUCGGAAAAUGCAGCUGUUGGAGCUGCACCAAGCACAAGUGUGCCAAGCUCUGUUUCUCCACCUCCAGCCUCACAAUCUGGACAGCAAUCGACUGGUGUCACUUCCAGUGUGAGCGCCCCUGCUUCUUUCUCCUUAUCUACCACAUCCCAGCCCGCUCAACCAGUAACUGGAGAUAUUGCCCCCAGUAUCAGCACACCAUCGUCCUUGGCACUGCCAUCUACCCAGGUUCCUGGUGUCACUGGUCUUGGUGUCGUUGCACCGACUGUGACAUCUCAGUCUACUCCUCAGAUUGUAAGUAGUAUGGCAGCACCACAGACAUCCGUUGCCCUGUCUCUGGCUCAGAACGUGGCUUUGCAGCUUCCUCACCUUAGUAGCAGUGGCUCUGUGUGCAGUCUGGCAGAAACAACAGUUGUAAGUGCUCCACAGUCACUACCUGAGAGUGGGCAGUCUCUGGCUACAUCGCAUCCCUGCAGUGCAGCUGGUUUGUCUCUUCCAAUCUCUGCACCUUUGUCAUCCUCAGUAGCAUCAAGCAUAUGUGGUUCAGUCGCUCAACCAGUGAUACAUCCCUUACUCGUCCCAUCAGGAAUUACAUCAACACCUGUCCUGCCCCAGAUUUCAGGUGCAACACCCAUGUUGCCCCAGGUUCCCUUGCCUGGUGUCUUGCCGCAACCAGUCACUAACUUGCCUGCCGUUCAGCAGACUUUGAUACACAGCCAGCCUCAACCAGCUCCGUUACCCAACCAGCCUCACGUUCACUGUCUGGAGGCUGAUGCUGAUGCUCAGUCUAAAGCUCCUGGUAUUGAUGACAUAAAGACCCUGGAAGAAAAGCUACGGUCUCUCUUCAGUGAGCAUGGUAAUGUGGGAACAGUGCAUCCUUCAGUGUCUCUGGAGACAUCGCUGGUGAUGGAGACGACAGUUGUUCCUGGGAUACCAACCACUGCUGUUGCACCAACUAAACCCCUGACAUCCAUUAGCACUUGUAUACCUCCAAGCAGUUUGCCUCUUGGACCAACUGGCUUGCCAGUGCUGACUCCAGCUGCCACUCCCGGGCAAGGGAUCACCCCAGUGAGCUACAUUUCAGCACCGAGCAGCAUUGCGACAUCAGUAGUGAAACCAGGGACCUCUCCUUCCAAGCCCCCCCUUAGCAGGGUACCGGUGCUACCAGUAGGUUCUGAACUUCCAGCUGGCACUCCAUCCAGUGAGCCGCUGCCACCUUUUCCAGGACCUUCACUAACUCAGUCCCAGCAGCCACUGGAAGAUCUGGAUGCUCAGCUGAGAAGAACCCUUAGUCCAGAGACCGUUCCAGUGACAUCUGCUCCUGCCUGUUCUGUGCCCUCAGUAGCAUCUACGACGGUUACCGGGCUGGUGUCCACAGCAACACAGUCUCUGAAGGAUGCUUCAGCAUCAGGUGAUGGAGAGGGCAGUGCUGUGGCUACCACAGCAGGAGCCAGUGUCCUGAAGAUGGGGCGGUUUCAGGUAUCCGUGGCAGUGGAUGAUGCGCUAAAAGAGGGUGACAAACCUGAAACUAAGCCAGUGCAAUUUGAAACCACCUCCAGUGAUUCUUCAUCUCUUUCUGGCAGUAGCCCAGAGAGUACACUGGUAAAACAGGCUGGCAGUCGGAAAAGCGGGGCUGUUGCUGGUGCUUCCUUGGAUGUGGUGGAUGGCAUUCCUCAGACAGAUCCCGAGCUGCAAUUACCGGGAGAUGUUGGUCAGGCUACUAAGGUUGGGCGCUUUCAGGUGACAACAACAACGGAUCAAGUUGGCCGCUUCUCAGUGUCAAAGACUCAGGAUGAGGUCAGCUGUGCAGAGAAAGAGCCAAUGACUCUUCCUCUCUCUGUGGGCUUGGAACAAGUUGCUUCUUCAGCUGCAGCUCCGAAGAAAGAGUUGGAGUCGAGGCAGUCCCCACACAUGAAUGGUCCUUCCUCUGAUCCGGAGGCCGCCUUCUUAAGUGGGAUGGCUAAGGAUUUGGAUGAUGGCUCAGGGAGCCCAGACUCUCUCCAGCACCUGGGAUCAAAGAUCAGCCUCCCUGUUCAGAGCCUUAGCAACUCAUUCAACUCUUCCUACAUGAGCAGUGACAACGAGUCAGAUAUUGAAGAUGAAGACUUGAAAUUGGAACUCCGUCGGUUACGGGAGAAGCACCUUAAAGAGAUCCAGGAGCUACAGAGUCGCCAGAAGCAGGAGAUUGAGUCACUGUAUAUGAAAUUGGGAAAGGCCCCACCUGCAGUAAUUAUUCCCCCAGCUGCACCCCUUUCAGGAAGAAGGAGACGACCUACUAAAGGAAAAAGCAGCAAAUCCAGUCGUAGCAGCUCCCAGGGACAUAAAAGCCCUCAGCUAUCAGGCAAUCUGUCAGCUCAAAGUGCACCAUCAGUCUUGCCCCCUCAGCAGACCCUUCAUCCUCCCGGCAGUGUGCCAGAGAUCGGGCAGAACCAUUUGUUGCAGCCCCUCAAACCUUCACCUUCCAGUGAAAAUCUCUACUCUGCCUUCACCAGUGAUGGUGCCCUGUCGGUACCGAGCCUUUCGGCACCGGGCCAAGGGACCAGCAGCACUAACACAGUCGGGGCUGCAGUGAACAGCCAAGCCCCCCAGACCCAGCCCACUGCUAUCGCCUCGAGCCGGAAAGGGACUUUCACAGAUGACCUGCACAAGCUGGUCGAUAACUGGGCCCGGGAUGCCAUGAACCUGUCUGGCAAGAAAGUUGGCAAAGGGCAUAGUAGUUAUGAGGCCCCUGGAAUGGCAAGAAAAUUCUCGGCACCAGGUCAGCUCUGUAUCUCUAUGACAUCUUCCCUGGGUGCUACGCCCAUCCCUGCAGCAUCAGCUACCUCUUUAGGUCCCUUCACAAAGCCUAUAUGCCCUCCGCAGCCGUACGGUUAUCCAGCAGCGUCUUUCCCCGCUCCGUGGAGUGGGGCGGGCGGUCCAGCACAGCCACCGCUCGGCCAGUUCCAGCCCGUAGGUGCCGCCUCUUUGCAAAGCUUCAACAUCAGCAGUUUGCAGAAGUCGGUCAGCAACCCUCCUGGCUCCAACCUGCGGACCACUUAGCCCUGCUCGGAGACCACGCUGGCGAGACCUCGGGACAGGACGUGGGGAGGGAAACGGGGCCCUGUAUCAACUACUAGUGCUGCAAUGAACUGGUAGCUUGCCAGACUGGGAAUGAAUUUAUCUUUUCCAACCAUUGCUGUCAACUCUCUGUAAAGGGGGUUUCCCCACACACUUGGAAGGGGGAGGAGGAUGAUCAGCAUCCUUGUGAUGGGACAGUGCUUUUCACCGAGGGGGUCCUGCUCUUGUGUGGAACAAGAGCUGUGAAGAGGAGUCAUGGGGUCAGUUAAUACAGUCUUGCUGUAAAUUUUUUCUCUGGUUUGAAGCUGAAUCCACAUGUGUUGAGGUGGGAGAGCUGAACCCUAGCAUGAGGCUUUAGCAUGCUUCUCGCCUCUCCCUGAAGAACCAAGAUCAGGAAAAAAGCUGUCCAAAUUCCCCUCCUCUCCCUCUCCCCGGUCAAUCAUAUCUGGCUCUGAAAAGAUGGGGCACACAAAUGGACUUGCAGUGCAGCCCGUGCUUGAUAGGUCAUUACUGCUUUAAGUAAGAUAUUAACAGCUUUGACUGCAGCAUUAGAGCAAUUUAAAUUGUUAAAAAAAAAAUUUAAAAGUUCCCUGCGGACAUGUACUUACCAUCAGUUUUGAUGUGGAAACACUGUGAUAUAUAAAUGUUGUUGGACAACAGUAGUUUAAAAAUGAGUGGAAUAUAGAGGGUUAAAAAGUUAAAAAGAAAAAAUGGGAAAAAAAGCUAGCUAUAUCCUUAUACUUAUUGGAGACACUUUAACUUUUUCCUUUGUAUUUUCAUUGUAUUAGAUAAAUAAAUGUGAAUGUAAAAUUGUA
Molecule: messenger RNA, 8033 nt
Organism: Lepidothrix coronata (blue-crowned manakin)
Lineage: Eukaryota; Metazoa; Chordata; Aves; Passeriformes; Pipridae
Gene: WNK1
Product: WNK lysine deficient protein kinase 1
Biological process (GO): negative regulation of sodium ion transport; positive regulation of potassium ion import across plasma membrane; intracellular signal transduction
Cellular component (GO): cytosol; cytoplasm
Molecular function (GO): ATP binding; protein serine/threonine kinase activity; chloride channel inhibitor activity
Source: RefSeq, a predicted model, not a curated record